Molecule: messenger RNA, 597 nt
Organism: Fukomys damarensis (Damara mole-rat)
Lineage: Eukaryota; Metazoa; Chordata; Mammalia; Rodentia; Bathyergidae
Product: neutrophil gelatinase-associated lipocalin
Exons: 6
Coding region: 1-597 (198 amino acids)
Molecular function (GO): small molecule binding
Source: RefSeq, a predicted model, not a curated record
AUGGUCCUGGGGCAACUAUGUCUGGGCCUCGCCCUGCUGGGGGCCCUGAAUAUCCAGGCUCAGGACUCUAUUUCAGCUAUAAUCCCAAGCCCACCUCUGAGCAAGAUCCUCCUGCAGCCAGAUUUACAAUAUGACCAGUUCCAGGGGAAGUGGUUCGUCAUAGGCGUAGCAGAAAACACAAUUCGGAAUGGAAGCCAAAGACACUUCAAAAUGUACAGAGUCACCUAUGAGCUGAAAGAUGACCACAGCUACAAUGUCACCACCACACUGCUCAGGAACAACUUUUGUGACCACUGGACCAGAACUGUUGUCCCAAAUGCCUAUCCUGGCCAGUACACCCUGGGCAAUAUUACACUUUAUGUUGGGACACAGAGCUACACCAUGAGAGUGACCAACACCAACUACAAUCAGGUAGCCAUUGUGUUCUUCGAGAAGACCUUCAGAAACACACAGUACUUCAAGGCAUCCCUGUAUGCAAGAACCAAGGAGUUGAGCCGCGAACUGAAAAGGUACUUCGUCAACUUUGCAAAGUACCUGGGCUUCACUGAGGACAACAUCAUGUUCACUGCACCCAAUGAUCAGUGCAUCGAUGACUGA